Synchiropus splendidus (mandarinfish) is the source of this 454-nucleotide messenger RNA. Its product is annotated as transmembrane protein 14C-like. Gene Ontology annotation, cellular component: mitochondrial membrane. Lineage: Eukaryota; Metazoa; Chordata; Actinopteri; Syngnathiformes; Callionymidae. Bases 70 to 405 code for a protein of 111 amino acids. The record is from RefSeq and is a predicted model, not a curated record. The transcript is spliced from 5 exons. Gene Ontology annotation, biological process: regulation of heme biosynthetic process.
AUCAAGAACAACUUCCGCAAAAAAGUAUUGAAGUUGUAGUGAAAGAAAAAGAAACACAGGAGUGGCGUCAUGGCUCUGGAUCUGAUCGGAUUCGGCUACGCUGCGCUGGUGACUGUCGGAGGAAUCGUCGGUUACCUGAAAGCAGGCAGCUUUACGUCUCUUCUGGCCGGACUUGUUUUCGGGUCUCUGUCGGCGGCUGGAGCUUAUCUGAGCUCCCAGGACCCCAACCACGUCUGGCUCUCUCUCGGCUCCUCUGGAACCCUGGCGGUGGUGAUGGCGCUGAGGUUUCUGAACUCCUGGAAGUUCAUGCCGGCUGGUUUGAUGGCUCUCGCGAGUGGCCUGAUGGUUGUUCGGAUCGUCGCUGGAAUAUUAAUUCCCAUCAUCAAGAGGCCACACAGAGUCUGACUGUUUACGUCUGUAUUUCUAUGUAGCUGAAUAUAAAACUACUGCUGAC